Molecule: messenger RNA, 1224 nt
Organism: Elaeis guineensis (African oil palm)
Lineage: Eukaryota; Viridiplantae; Streptophyta; Magnoliopsida; Arecales; Arecaceae
Molecular function (GO): protein binding
Source: RefSeq, a predicted model, not a curated record
CGAGACCGAGACCGAGACCGAGACCCGUCGCCAGUUGCUCUCCCUUGCCCACACACGCCCGUGGAGGGAUUCGGAAGCCGGCUCUACCACCAGUUGCGUUCUUCAUCGCGGAGGCGGCGAUGAUGGACUUGGAUCCCAGGCAUUACGAGCACGUCGCUAUUUCCUCUGGUGUGGAAACUCUGGAUCGUGAUCUUGUUCUUUCGUUGUGUAUAGGCAAUCAAUGAUGGUGAUGAUCGCAACAUUGUCCUAUCAUAUCUUGUGCAUAACUGUUUCAAUGAGACAGCAGAGACCUUGCUUGCUUGUACUGGAAUGAAGCAGCCUGUUGAUUACCUUGUGGACAUGGACAAAAGAAAAUCAAUAUUUCAUUUUGCACUGGAGGGAAAUGCUCUCAAGGCCAUAGAGCUGACAGAACAGCUAGCACCAAACUUACUGGAGGAUAACAAGGAUUUGCAUUUUGAUCUAUUAAGCCUUCACUUUGUCGAUCUGAUCUGUUCAAGGAAAUGCACAGAAGCUUUGGAGUUUGCUCAGACCAAGUUAGCGCCAUUUGGAAAGGUGCAUAAGUAUGUUGAGAAAUUGGAAGACUUUAUGGCUCUGUUAGCUUAUGAAGAGCCUGAAAAAUCACCUUUGUUCCGUUUACUGAGCCCAGACCACCGGCAGGAUGUUGCAGAUUGUCUGAAUCAAGCUAUUUUGGCACAUGCUAAUCUGCCAAGGUAUUCUUCAAUGGAAAGGCUGAUACAGCAAGCAACUGUGGUCAGACAGUGCCUACAUCAGGAGCUUGGCAAGGAUGGGCCUCCACCAUUUUCUUUGAAAGGCUUUCUGAAAAAUUAGACAGCAGAUUGCAUGCUUAGACCUGAUUUACUGGGAGCAUGGCUUGUUUCGUUCUCCUUCAGAUUGCUGCAUAACGUCUACGAUGCAAUGCCGGUAAUGCAGAAUGUAGUUGCGAGAGCAUGGCCAAUGUAAAUGUUAUAUAAUGGGAACCAAUCACAUGUACCAGUUUUUCUGGCGUCCGGUUGUGUAUUUGUUUUUCAAAAGAAAAAAAAAAAUCAUUGAUUUAAGGCCAGGUGGUUUCUGGUUGUGAUGUAUGUGGCUGUUGCUUGUCGCCUACUUGUUGCGAGAGGCUGGAAUGUUGGGGUCUUUUCUUCCCGUUAUUUCAAAGUGUAACUCUAACUAGCAUGUCAUGGUCCACAUCUAUUAUGCCUCUGCAAUUUUUGAUUUGUUGAUCCA